Budorcas taxicolor (takin) is the source of this 968-nucleotide messenger RNA. It is a transcript of the gene COMTD1, whose product is annotated as catechol-O-methyltransferase domain containing 1. Gene Ontology annotation, molecular function: O-methyltransferase activity; S-adenosylmethionine-dependent methyltransferase activity. The transcript has 7 exons. Bases 94 to 882 code for a protein of 262 amino acids. NCBI's taxonomy places the organism in Eukaryota, Metazoa, Chordata, Mammalia, Artiodactyla, Bovidae. The record is from RefSeq and is a predicted model, not a curated record.
GCAAGGCGGAGCCGCGAGGGUCCGCGGGUCCUGCGGCGGUCCCAGUAGCCCCAGCGCAGGUAACCUGGACGCCAGCUGCCUCCGGCCCGCACCAUGACCCAGCCAGUGCCCCGAAUCUCUGUGCCCGCUGCGGUCGCCCUGGGCUCGGCCGCACUGGGCGCUGCCUUCGCCAGCGGCCUCUUCUUGGGGAGAUGGUUCCCUCCUUGGCGAUCCCGGCGAGAGAAGCGCCUGCUGCCCCCUGAGGACAGCCCCCUGUGGCAGUAUCUGCUGAGCCGUUCCAUGCGGGAGCACCCGGCGCUGCGGAGCCUGCGGCUGCUGACCCUGGAGCAGCCGCAGGGGGAUUCCAUGAUGACCCGUGAGCAGGCCCAGCUCUUGGCCAACCUGGCUCGCCUCAUCAAGGCUAAGAAGGCACUGGACCUGGGCACUUUCACAGGCUACUCAGCCCUAGCGUUGGCCUUGGCCCUUCCCCCGGCCGGGUGCGUGGUGACCUGCGAGGUGGACGCAGGGCCCCCCGAGCUGGGGCGUCCCCUGUGGAGGCAGGCUGAAGAGGAGCACAAAAUCGACCUUCGGUUGAAGCCCGCCCUGGAGACCCUGGACGAGCUCCUGGCCGCGGGUGAGGCCGGCACCUUCGACGUCGCUGUGGUGGACGCGGAUAAGGAAAACUGCACCGCCUACUAUGAGCGGUGUCUGCAGCUGCUGCGGCCCGGAGGUGUCCUCGCUGUGCUCAGUGUCCUGUGUCAGGGAGAGGUGUUGCAGCCUAAACCACAGGACAAGGCGGUCCAGUGUGUUCGAAACCUGAACGAGCGCAUUCUGCGGGAUGCCAGGGUCCACAUCAGCCUCCUGCCCCUGGGCGACGGCCUCACCUUAGCCUUCAAGAUCUAGGGCUGGCCCCUAGUGCGUGGCAUCAAGGGAGGGGCCCUGGGAACCCCAGCCAUUCCACACCUGCUUUGACUCGACAAUAAAGUGAG